Molecule: messenger RNA, 2815 nt
Organism: Alosa alosa (allis shad)
Lineage: Eukaryota; Metazoa; Chordata; Actinopteri; Clupeiformes; Clupeidae
Product: GDNF family receptor alpha-4-like
Exons: 9
Coding region: 750-2171 (473 amino acids)
Biological process (GO): nervous system development
Cellular component (GO): external side of plasma membrane; signaling receptor complex
Molecular function (GO): signaling receptor activity
Source: RefSeq, a predicted model, not a curated record
GCAACGGACAGUGUCGCGUGGGCAGCAGUCUAUAUCCACUUCAGCCGCACGCGGAGAUACCAGAGUACCAAUCUUGCUGUUGCUGAGAUUAAAAAUGAGUCUCUCUGAUGGCUAAACGCUCCUGGGUUGACAUGCAGACGUGCUGACACUUUCGAGCGGACCGAAAUGCGAUGUAUAUAUUUUUUAAUUAGUUUGGGGAAUAUCACUUUGAAUGUUUUUUUUGCCUUUUUAACAAUCGUUUAGUCUACCACAGCAAUUUAUUUAUGUUGGUGGUUUCUCAUGUGAUCAAGCAAAGGCGUUUGUGGUUGACAAACCGUAAUAAGUUUCAUGUGCCUUUUUGUUAUUUUUUUCACAUGGACAUCUGAAUUCGGUGUACGUUUCCCAACUCAGACUGCUUUGUCUCCGCGCGUCGAAGGAUAGGUCAGCGGCGCGUGUGAGUGGAUGUGGGCGGUGGGCUCUUGGGUCCGCGGGUCGAUAAGGAAGAGAUCGGUUCAAGCAGACGCUCUGUCCAAGUCCUGAGCCCCGACCACAGCAGCCUCAGUACCACAAGACUCGAGAGUCACUGAUGCGCUUGACAAAAGGCGAAAUGUUCCUUCUCGGAAUUCUCCUCAGCUUCUUCUCACGAGGUGUGAGGGGUUCUAAAUGCAACUUUGUGGUUGGCAAAGCAGUAGAAGUUGGUGAGGAAGUGGAGACAGUGGUGGCAGGUUUUUAGAAAAUGCGUAUACUGCUUCCCGUCUACACAGCAUGAGAUGGUGGCGUUGGCCUCCUCCUCCUCCUCCUCCUCCUCCUCCUCCUCCUCCUCCUCCUCUUCCUCGACUGGACUGGACUGCCUGGAGCUCCGGCGCUCCUGCCACGACCAGCGCCAGUGCCGGCUGCGGUAUGAGCAGCUGGACAUCUGCCUGGACAACGCCAAUGCCCACGCCCCACCGGACCCUGAGACCCAGCAGGCGUGCAUGGAGGCGCAGAGCGCCAUACUCCACAUGAAGCCCCAUGCGCUGGACUGUCGCUGUCAGCGGGGCUCGCGCAAGGAGGAGCGCUGCAUCCGGGUCUACUGGACAUUCAGGUUCCCUCAAGGUUAUGAUGACAUUGAGUCAUCUCCGUAUGAGGACAUGGACGAGGAGCUACGGAGGAGUUUGGACACACUCAGAAUCACAUCCUUAGUCGCAGCCUCGUCUCCGUGGCAGAACCAGUGUCUGAAGGCGGCGCAGGACUGCGGCAUGUUCGAGAAGUGCGGCGCGCUGCGCUCCGAGUACGCCGUGGCCUGCACCAAACCGGCCAUCGACGGCGCCAGCUACUGCAACCGGCAGAAGUGCCACCGGGCGCUGCGGCGCUUCCUGGAGCGCGUGCCCGAGGACUACAGCCUGCCUGUGCUCUUCUGCCCAUGCUCGGACCCGCUGUGUGGCGAGCGCCGGCGCAAGACCAUCGUGCCGUCCUGCUCAUUCGAGGACCGUGAGCAUGACCAUCCGCCCAACUGCCUGACCCUGAAGAUGCAGUGCAUGCGGGAUGAUUUGUGCAGGGCCAGGUUGGCAGAUUUUCAGCACCACUGCCAGCCCUCCCCCUACUCCCCAUCAGGCUGUGCCAGAGAGAGCAGAGCCAUGUGCCUCAAAGCCUACACAGGACUGAUCGGCACAGCUAUGACCCCCAACUAUGUGCAGAAUAGCAGCAUGGAUGUGGCUCUGUGGUGUAACUGUGAAGGCAGUGGAAACCACUGGGAGCAGUGUCAACACCUUCAGCAUCUAUUCACAGACAACACCUGUCUGAGUAACGCCAUCACCACCAUGGGCAGUUUCCUGUCCGAUUCGGAGGAUGGAGAGGCUCUGCCCCCUCCUGCCCCCUCUCAGCUCACAGAGCACCACCAGCUCAACGUCAACCAGCAGUCGGCACUCAACUCUGUGGAGACCAGCGUGGAAGACAAAGAGGAGCAGGAGGCGGUGAAAGACGAGGAAGAGGACGAAGAGGAGGAGGAGGAGGAGGCGGUGGAGCAGCGCUUCCACCACGUCAUCCCGCCGUACUCGGAGAAGGCCACCGUCUCCAACCUGAACUCGGCCGGCCGCAGCGUCCACGCCGGCCGCUGCCCGUUCGGCCUGCGGCGCCCCCUGCUGUCACACCCGGCACUGCCACUCCUGCUUCUGCUCCUGUUCACGCUGACCUGUCCUUUUACCUGGGGGUAACAAGGAGCCCCCAACUGCCCCUCUCACCCCACCUUCAUACAAAUGACUAGACUCACCCCGAGACAGAGGGAGAGAGAGAGGGGGAUGGAGAGGACUACGAGAGAGAGAGAGAGAGAGAGAGGGAGGAGGGUAGGAUUGAGUUUGUGAAAUAAACAGAGGAUAGGGAGGGUGGAUUGAAAAUAAAAAAAAAAUAAGUUUAAUGAAAUGAAAAGUGAUGUCACCCCCUCUCUCCCUCACUCUGCCUCUGUUCAAGGGGUUGCGGUUGUCUUGUACAGUCUGUUGCCAUAGCUGCUCUUUCUCCUCGGCUCUUGCCCCCGGCUCAGCCAAUCGGGUGCGAGAAUGGAGGCCAGCACGGCUUUGUGAGCCAACGGCGGCGCGCGGCUGGUCCAUGACCCCACCCUCCCACUCUUCUUAAGCUCCGCCCUGAAAGUGUGUGUUGCUGGGCAACGCCCCGACUCCCAGCUGGUCUUGUGUACAUGCGUGGAUAUGAAUGACUUUUAACCCGCUACAAACAGCUACGCACUUCCUUCACAUACCAUUUUAUGUUGAGUCAUUGUUUUUAUUAUCAUUACUAUUAUUAGUAUGAUUACAAUUAUUAUUAUAUUAUUAUUAUCUGUGUUGUACUAAAAUGCUAUGAGUUCAGA